This is a messenger RNA of Tigriopus californicus, 2083 nucleotides long. RefSeq lists its product as uncharacterized. The transcript is spliced from 8 exons. The record is from RefSeq and is a predicted model, not a curated record. NCBI's taxonomy places the organism in Eukaryota, Metazoa, Arthropoda, Copepoda, Harpacticoida, Harpacticidae. Bases 1 to 2037 code for a protein of 678 amino acids.
AUGUUGGCCAGUGACCGGUCGGAUCAUCGCGCGGCAACGAGGGUGGACCCUCCACUUCAAGCCACUGACGGAGGGCACAAUUCCAAAUUAUCUUCCAAAGAGAGGGCCGGGCUGGAAAUUCCGACUCACCACAAUCACAAUAACGCAUCCCAAUUCAAACGAGGUGAAAAGGCCUCCUUGUCUGUGAGAUUACGCAAAUCUGGCGAGAGAUUAGAGCAUUCCUCUGCUGAGGGUAAAGGUGUGAGCAACGGCAAAAAGGACCUCCGAGUGCCAAAUUAUCGUCAUAGUGGCGAUUUCAGCAACUUCUUGCUUCCUUCCCGAAUGAGUAACCGAUCCAGCCACGUAAUGAUGGAUUCACCCACUGAAGAGGAGGAAACGGACGAUUGGUCCUUUGUCACGUUUCCCAACGGUCAAGCCACGGUCCAAGACGUGCAAGCUAGUGUGGUGGAAGACACCCAUUCCCAUCCCACACCCAUCAGAGCCGUCACCCACCGAGUGCCUGGAUUAUCCUUGAGCGGGAAUCCAAACUUGGAGAAGUUAUUUUCCAUCGGCUCCUCCUCCUCCACGUCGUCGUCUUCUUCCUCCUCCAAGCUCAUGAGUGUGGCCUCUAAACGACAGAGCUGUGAUCUCAGUAACCUCGGUGGAACUCCAGGGGCCUCAUCCAGUCCGAACAGAUUAUUCGCUCCAAAUCCUCGAAGGCUUUCCAGUGAUCCCGACUCCUCGCCAUUUGCCCGGAAUUUGCUGGAACGUGACUCGAAACGACGAUUUCUUCGGAAGAAGUCUGAUCAAAAUGACAUUUCCUCCUCAACAAAGCGGUGCAGCGGCGAGUUUCAUUUCGUCACCAAACCCGUUCAACAAGAGAAACAAUUGCUCGUGACCGACUUCAACGGGUCUUCGGAACAGCACAACACUGGCAAACCUAGCGCUCAUGCUGAAAAUCCGCCAGUUGUCCCCCAAAGAAUAGUGAGAGGAGGUCUGGGGCGCAGGGCUGCCACGCAACUGAACAUUAAUGUGAAGAACAACACCAGCAGUUACAAGGCAGCGUUAUAUAAAUCUCAAGAACAUUUAGUCAAGCAGAAUCUGGAGGAAAGAUGUGGGGCAGAAUUGGCUGAAUCCACCAGGAACCUCUCGGUGCGGCAUGAAGUGCUCAAAAGAGGUUUCCUUUGGCAACAACGCGACAAAAUAUUCUCCCGGUGGAAGGAAAGGCUCUUUAUUCUGACACAAGAGACUCUCAAAUGCUUUAAACAGGACACAGCUGGCUCGCGACCUUCAACCAACGAUCUACUUUACACCGUUAAAUUGUCGGAUGUGGUUGAUGUGGAGCUGCUGGACAAGCGCGGUUACCUCACCAUUUGUGUUUCUCUGGAAAAGGAUGGGAAAGUAUUUUUGCGAAAAACCGAGGGCAUCAAAGAAUGGUAUAAGCAAUUGGCCGAACUUAGUCAACGUCAAAGGCCCAAAAAGGCAUCCACCCCUGCUUCGUCCAGUUCCUGGAUGAAACGCCAACUGACCGAUUCAAGUGGAAUGGAACAUUGGUUGCAAAAGAAGAAAGGAUUGCUCUCUGCAUUUUCGGGCUCCAGUCCGGACAUUUCCAAAGCAGGCGGUGCCCCUGUGAAGAGUGAGAUCACGUUGGAUCAACUCUGUGACCUUUACGACCAAGCCGACAGUGACAAAACGGAGCAUGACCAUCCAAAAGGUGCAUCGGUCAGAUCUCCAAUAAAACGUCGAACCAUAAAUCGUCUUUCUCUGAUGACCGAUUUGGAUCUGCCAGAUCUGACUCGCCAAUUCGACAAAGGAUUCUUUCCCAGGAGUAAGUUUGCCAUGGAGUUUCGUAGCAACGACUCUGGCAACCAUUCCAUCAGCACCAACGUAUCUGUUGGUUCCACGACAUCCUCAAUUUCCAAAUCUUCUUCGCAAGAGGACCGAGAUGAGAUUUCCGGAGCAGCAGACAAAGGCUCCAAUUAUGAAUUGCCUCUGGACGAAUCGCCUCGACGACGAAAAUCUUCUAUCAUUAACGGAUUGCAAGUGACGCACGUUUAAACAUCCAUCCUCGAAAUACAAUUUAUGUAAUUGGCCAUCAAACCAA